UUCCCUCAACAGAUAAAAUAUUUUCGAAAGUAUUGAAUUUAGUUCAGCAUUACAUAUUGACAGUCAGCGAUGUGUGAAAUGGAAGGUACCGUCUCAGUUGAAAACAGCAACAAAUCUUUUCCGAGUGGCAGUUGUGAUAGUCAAAUUGACAUUUGCACACAAGGAACAUCCUCAGCAGUUAGUAGAGACUUGAAAACUCCUUCCACCUGCAAUUUGGAUCAACUUAAUUUUCAGAAUGUGCCCAACAAGAAACGAACCGGUGCUUCUGGAGCAAGAAGAGGUGCCAAAAAGAAGCGUAAAAAGUCACAUUCUUGUAAAAUUUGUGAAAAGGCAUUUUCUGAUUCGGCAAAACUUAAGGCACAUUUAAGGGUCCAUUCUGGGGAAAAACCAUUUUCCUGCGAGAAAUGCUCAAAAUCCUUCACCCACGCUUCAAACUUAAAAACUCAUUUGCAAACCCAUAUUACUGAAAACUGUUGUGAUUUUUGUUCAAAAGAAUUUUCUACAUUUUCUAUGCUACAGAAACAUUUGAGAGAGCAUACUAGUGAAAAAUCGUAUCCUUGCAAAGUUUGUUCCAAGUCAUUCGCUCUACCCUCACUACUCAAUUCUCAUAUGCGAUAUCAUGCCGAGAAAACACAUAUUUGCGACUAUUGUUCAAAAGGCUUUUCUCAAGCAGCAGGCCUAGUAGAGCACGUGAAAUUUCAUACCGGCGAAAAACUGCACCUUUCGUUUAUUACGUUUUCAGAGUUAAAAACACAUAUGAGAACCCACACGGGAAAAAAAAAACACUCCUGUGAAUUUUGCUCGCAAUCGUUUUACACGGUUCCACUUUUAAAAGCACAUAUGAGGAUUCAUACUGGAGAGAAGCCAUUUUGUUGCGAGUUUUGUCCAAGAACGUUUGCUUAUAGUGGAACUCUUAAAAUACAUUUGAGAAGCCAUACCGGCGAAAAGCCUUAUCCCUGUGGGCUCUGCUCCAAAACUUAUGCAUUAAAAAGAAGUCGAGACAUACAUUUAAGAGUACACACCGGCGAAAAGCCAUUUGCUUGUACACAUUGCUCUAAAGCCUUUAACCGAGCUGAAACUCUUAGAGUACAUUUAAGAAGCCACACAGGCGAAAAAACCGCACUCUUGCCAAUUCUGCUCCAAAUCCUUUUCAAUGAAAUUCCAACUAGAUAUCCAUUUGAGAACUCAUACCGGUGUGAAACCAUAUGUUUGCGAGUAUUGUUCAAGAGCCUUUUCUAUAAAAGGAAGUCUUAAUAGACAUUUGAUAAGUCAUCAUAGCAACAAAAACAUAGAUAGAGUGAACUUGGACUCUAAAAUGUGAACUAUUAUCAGAAAUUGCUAAUACUUUUUCAAUUAGUUAUUGACAGAUAAAAAAAGUUAGUAAUAACUAAGGCAUAUACCAGUAGUGUCCAGUGCUUCAGUAGUGGCCACUUCAAGGUUUAAAACGCAAAAGUAGUGGGCACAGUGAAAUAUAUUUUUUAACUGGGUCUACAAAAGUAAUUGCCCCUCUUAAAAGUCAAUGAGGGUAUUUUAGCCCAACUCUUUCUAAAUCAUCCCAAUUCCUAAAAAUGACAGAUUUUUAAUUUGAUCAGUUUUUUUUUUCCAAUCCUCAAAUUUGAUCCAGUAGUGGCUACUCUAAAAUCUGAAAAUUUCAGUAGUAGCCAUCUGACAUUCUCACAUCUGAAGAAGUUACAUUACUUACUUUAAUUCAAAAUAAUUGAUAAAUAAAAUCGAUUCAAUAUGAUAGUUACAUUAAGUACCAAAAAAAAAAAAUCACAUUAUCAAUGUUCAUUUCUUUCUUCAGAGGAUAUAAGUAAGCUUGAAGUGGCCACU
This is a messenger RNA of Uloborus diversus, 1833 nucleotides long. Its product is annotated as zinc finger protein 572-like. Bases 70 to 1254 code for a protein of 394 amino acids. The transcript has 2 exons. The record is from RefSeq and is a predicted model, not a curated record. Lineage: Eukaryota; Metazoa; Arthropoda; Arachnida; Araneae; Uloboridae. Gene Ontology annotation, molecular function: RNA polymerase II cis-regulatory region sequence-specific DNA binding; DNA-binding transcription factor activity. Gene Ontology annotation, biological process: regulation of transcription by RNA polymerase II.